AUGGAACGUCGUAUGGAAGCUUUCGUAGAAGGGCUCAUCCUUGUCCGCACAAGAUUGCUUUCCCUUUUCCCUCCUAGGCUCCGCUCCCUCCUUCUCCAGGUGGAGAGGGUUCUUGACGCUGAGAAUUUGAAUGACGUCCAAUUUCGGGUGGUCCAAGAGCCUGAACUGGGACCUGUCACAGACAGUUCCUCUCACCCCCAGUCUACCCAUCCCAUCCCAUCCCGUUCCGUUUACACAUGUGAGUUGAACAGCCAGGGGGGGGCGAAUGUGUUUGAUUUUUUCUGUCACCGCUCAGUAGUUCGCACAAAUGGGUCCAAUUUCGAAAUAGCAAUUUAUGUCAGCUUACGGCUACGCUCAACAAACAAUCAAUGCUACGUAGAUUAG
Molecule: messenger RNA, 384 nt
Organism: Fusarium venenatum
Lineage: Eukaryota; Fungi; Ascomycota; Sordariomycetes; Hypocreales; Nectriaceae
Source: RefSeq, a predicted model, not a curated record